AUGAACUUUCAAACUGGUUCGAGAUUCAACCCUGGAGAUAACCCUGCCAAUCCAGUCAUCCCUGAUUUAGAUGUAGCUGAAAAGGAAAAGAUGAGACUCGAAUCAUCAAGGCAAUUAGAGGAACGUUGCAGAUGGUUAGAGGAGAAAUUUAAGGCACUAGAAAAUGCUGAUAAUCGUCAGGGAAUUGAUGCUAAGGACUUGAGUUUGGUCCCAAAUUUGGUGCUUCCCCAUAAGUUCAAAAUGCCGGAAUUUGAGAAAUACAAUGGGACUACUUGCCCUGAAGUCCAUAUCACCAUGUUCUGUAGACGGAUGACUGGCUAUGUAAACAAUGAUCAAUUAUUGAUUCAUUGUUUUCAAGACAGUUUGGUUGGGGCAGCGGCUAGGUGGUAUAAUCAUUUGAGUCGCGCAAAGAUCGGUUCCUGUAGAGAUUUAGCACAAGCCUUUAUGCGGCAAUAUAAUCAUAGGGAGGUUUCCAUGCAAGUUCAACCACCGCUUUUGGAGAAAGAGACUACCAUACUGUUCAUUAACACCUUGAAGCCCUCAUUCAUUACUCAUAUGAUCGGAAGUACCACCAAAAGCUUUGCUAACAUAGUUAUGGCAGGAAAAAUGAUUGAGAAGGCCAUAAAUGGUGGCAAGAUAGAGGGGGAAACGGCUAAAAGAUUGGCCCCAAGAAGGAAAGAUAAUGAAGUGAACAAUACAAGUAGUUAUAACUUAAAAGCGAUUACGGUUAGUCAACCUAGAGCAACUACAAUUUGGCAACAGGAUUCCCAAAAGCAAGGAUCUAGUUCGAGACAAAAUUCUAAGAAGGUCUCAUUUACGCCUAUUCCGGUGACGUAUCGGAAGCUUUAUCAAAGUCUAUUUAAUGCGCAUGCAAUAGUUCCUUUUCAUUUGAAACCACUGCAACCUCCAUAUCCCAAAUGGUACGAUGCAAAUGCCAAAUGUGAAUACUAUACAGAGAUAUUGGGGCAUUCAAUCAAAAAUUGCACUGGCUUUAAAAAAGCAGUGGAAAGACUGAUCAAGAUGGGGAUCGUAAAAUUUGACGAUACCCCUAGUACAGAGAACCCGUUACCAAACCAUGGUGAUCAAGGGGUAAACACAAUUAGAGACACUGGUAUGAGAAGGAUUAAAAAGGGCAUGGCUGAGGUAAGAAUGCCGAUGAAGGUAAUAUGGGAAGGAAUGGUGAAAAGAGAGAUGAUAAUCUUUAAAGAAGGGAAUAGAGGAGGGAGGGACUACUAUGAGUUCCAUGCAGAAGAGGGACACGAGAUCCAGGAAUGUGAUGAGUUCAGGGCUUUGGUACAAAGCCUUAUGGAUAAUAAGGAGUUGGAAUUUUAUGAAGUUGGCUUAGAUGAGGGCCAUAUUUGCACAUUAGAAGGUAGACCAAAGAAUCAAAGAAUCAACCGGCCAAGGAUCAUCAUUUCUCUGCCAAGGAAUAAUGAAGUUGAAACACAAAUAGCACCGAAAGUCAUUAUUCACAAACCCGUUUCCUUUUCUUAUAAGGAUAACAAGAGGAUACCCUGGAAUUAUGACUGCAAUGUGACAUUACAGGAGAAAGAAGAUAUAGAUGGUGCUUCUAAGGAGGUUCAAGAUGAGGGUUCUUAUACACGUAGUGGGAAGCGUUAUGAUGUAGAAGGCGUCAGAAUUGAGCCUGCAAAAGCAAAAGCCUUUGAUAAAGGAAAAGGGGUUGAAGUACUUGUUAAUGAGCCAGUGAAGGAAAAAAAAGCCAGAGAGUUUCUAAAAUUCUUAAAACACAGUGAGUACAGCGUGGUUGAACAAUUGCGUAAACAACCAUAUCGUAUAUCAGUAUUGGCUUUGCUUCUAAGUUCAGAGGUACAUCGUGAGGCGUUAAUGAAAGUGCUCAACGAGACUUAUGUUACUAAUGAUAUAUCCGUCAACAAGUUAGAUCGAUUGGUUAGUAACAUAAGUGCUGACAAUUUCAUUUAUUUCAAUGAUGAUAAAAUCCCACCUGGAGGCAUGAGAUCAGCUAAGGCUUUGCACAUUACCACUCGCUGUAAAGGUUAUACAUUGCCAAGUGUGCUUAUUGAUAAUGGGUCAGCCUUAAAUGUCAUGCCAUCGUCCAUAUUGAACAGAUUACCCAUUGACAGAGCAGUGCCCUCAUCUUUGUACCAGAAAUUGAAGUUAGUAGCAGACAAACGGUUGAUCACCAUAAAGACGGAGGAAGACAUCAUAGCAGUAGUUACCAAUAACGCACCCUAUGUAGAGGCAAAUAAGGAGGCCAUUGAGUGCUCUUUUCAUUCCUUAGAAUUCGUUAAUGCAACAUUUAUUUUAAAGGGGAAUGAGGUGCCGGUGCCUAGGAUAUCCAAAACCACAAGAAUGGGUUUGCAGCUAACAAUAGAAAGAGGAGCCUUACUAGGAAAAGGAUUGGAAAGAUAUCUUCAAGGAGGGAUUCAAAUUCCAGAACUAAAGGAGAAGAGAAACCAUUUUGGUUUGGGUUUCAGGCCAGAUCACAAACAGAGGAGGAAGGAAAUAGAGAAGCGUCAAGAAAGAAGAAGGGCGCGUUUAAGUGGAAGAGAAGUAGAAUGGGAAUUGAUGACGUUCCCUCAUAUAUCCUAA
Molecule: messenger RNA, 2571 nt
Organism: Gossypium arboreum
Lineage: Eukaryota; Viridiplantae; Streptophyta; Magnoliopsida; Malvales; Malvaceae
Exons: 3
Coding region: 1-2571 (856 amino acids)
Source: RefSeq, a predicted model, not a curated record